AUGGAGGGCGAAAAGAAGAGGCUCGAUAGUCCGUCUCUCUAUACUAUUGGAUGGAUCGUGGCCCUGGCCAUUGAGCAAGCAGCAGCAAGGGCACUACUGGACGAGGAACACUCUGAACCAAACAACUUUCACCCAUCUCUUUCGGAUACAAAUAAUUAUAUCUGGGGUAGUGUAGGACAACACAACAUCGUCAUUGCGUCUCUACCAGCAGGAGUCUAUGGAACAACCUCCGCUGCUACCACCGCCUCGGACCUUGUGCAUUCUUUGCCGCAAAUCCGGUUUGGUCUCUUGGUCGGUAUUGGUGGAGAUAUAGCCAGACCUAACGACGAUCAGGACAUUAGACUUGGCGAUGUUGUUGUCGGUCAGCCGUAUGGUGUUACUGGAGGCGUCGUGCAAUACGAUUUUGGCAAGGCGAAAUCGAGUGGAGGUUGGGAACGGACAGGCUCGAUUGACAAACCACCUGCAGUUCUAUUGAAAGCCCUGGCCAACUUGCAGGCCGAGCAUGAGAUACGACCUUCCAAAAUACCGCGAAUCCUCACGGCUAUGCUGAAAGCUAACCCUGGUAUGACACGACCCAGUAGUAACUUCACCUACCAGGGCUCAGAGAACGACCGUCUUUUCCCAUCAGACUAUGAGCAUAUUGGCGAGAAGACAUGUACGAAGUGCGAUGUAUCUUGCAGAAUCUAUCGUGAGGAACGGGAAACCACAGACCCGAUGAUCCAUUAUGGAGUUAUUGCUUCGGGCAACACUCUUAUCAAGGACGCUAAGUUCAGAGAUAGCCUCGCAGAGAGCAUGGGCCAUCGAUGCCUGUGUGUUGAGAUGGAAGCCGUAGGCUUGGUUGAUAAGUUUCCAUGCCUUGUUAUUCGGGGAAUUUGUGAUUAUGCCGAUAGCCACAAGAAUGAUCAGUGGCAGAGAUACGCAGCAUCUACCGCUGCGGCAUUUGCUGUAGAGCUUCUGGGCUUUGUUCCUGCGCGGCAACUCAAAGAGUCCCCACGAGUUCUUGAGAUACUCGAGUCACUGGAAGGCAAGAUGGACUCCAUGAACCAUCGAAUGCAACAAACUGAUCUCACUUCAACCCUUGACCAACUACCCUUUGUAGCUGAAGCUCUAUUCAACUCUUACGCCGAGGAACAUAGCCCGGUGUGCCUACCAGAGACGCGAGUAGAGCUUCUCGCUGAGAUAGACAAAUGGGCUGAGCGUUCCAAGUCAAAGACCAUAUUCUGGCUGAAUGGUAUGGCGGGCACAGGGAAGUCAACCAUUUCACGUACUGUUGCACAGCGGCAGUUGGAGAGAGGCUAUCUUGGUGCAAACUUCUUCUUCAAAAGAGGAGAGGGAGCCCGUGGGAAUAUGCCGAAGCUUAUUCCUACUCUGGCACGCCAAAUAGCAACGCACAUCCCUGGUAUGACCAGUUUCAUCAAAAAGGCCAUCGAUGCCGAUCCGAUGCUCCCAACGAAAACGCUCGGGGAGCAGUUUGAGAAGCUUUUCAAAGAGCCUCUCAAGAAAUGGGCAGCCUCUUCAUCAGGUCCAAGGUCCCUUGUCAUUGUCAUAGAUGCUCUUGAUGAGUGCGAAGACUCAUUCCAAAUCAAACGCAUAAUUUCCCUCUUUGCCGAACUAGAAUCUCUAGAUUCGCUGAAACUCAGGGUCUUUAUCACGAGCAGACCAGAACUUCCGAUUCUGCUUGGAUUCCUAGAUAUCAACGGCACGUACGAGAGCCUCGAGCUCCACAGCAUUUCACAAGACAUCAUGGAGCACGACAUAUCUAUCUUUCUCCAACAUGAAUUGCGCAUAAUACGGCAUGACUUCAAUUCCAUGGCUCGCAGUGGCCAAAAGCUAGCUGAGCAAUGGCCGGGCACAGUCAAGAUCAGGCAGCUUGUUUCCAUGACACAACCUCUGUUCAUCGCGGCGGCAACUGUUUGUCGGUUCCUGAAUGAUGCUACUCUCGGUGGGCCUGAUGAGCUCUUAGUAAACAUUCUUGGGUCUAGUAGCCGCAUGCAUAUGUCUCGGCUCAAUGACAUCUAUUCCUCCAUUCUCGCUUCACAGGUGGUCAAUAGACCGAGGAGAGAACGGGAAGAGAUUAUCCAUAGCUUCCAAUCGAUCGUUGGCGCUAUCGUCACAUUAGCAACGCCGUUGACAAUUACUUCUCUAUCGUUAUUACUUAACAUUCCAGCCACGACAAUUGAUAUGAGGAUCAAGGUUCUUCAGUCUGUUCUCAACGUACCCAAAACCCCAGAAGUCCCUGUCAGGAUCCUACAUCUAUCAUUCAGGGAUUAUCUUGUGGAUCCUGAUUUACAAGAAGCUACGGAAUUCUGGGUGGACGAAAAGGCUACACACGGGAGACUCGCCAGUCGUUGCCUCUUCGUCAUGGACUCGAUACUUCAUGAAAAUAUAUGCAAACUACCCUUUCCGGGAACAUCUCCAUCUGAGGUUGAAGAGCUGGAUCUGCAAGAGUUCAUCCCUCCUGAACUUCACUAUGCUUGUCAUUACUGGGUACACCAUUUUGUAUCUUCCGACACCGGAGAGUGCAAGGUCCAUGAAAUUUAUCCUUUCUUGGAAGCGCACCUGCUCCAUUGGUUGGAAGCCAUGAGUCUCCUUGGUCAUCUGACUGACUCCCUAACUAUGUUGCAUACAUUAGAUACAUGGCUAGAGGGGUAUUCCUGUGACAAUCUUUCGGACCUUGUGAAAGAUUCUUUAAGAUUCAUCCGAACUCAUCUUUCCAUUAUUGAAGAAGCUCCGCUGCAAGUCUAUUCGUCAGCAAUAGUAUUCUCACCAACAAAUAGUAUCGUGAGACGUCUUUUUGCAAGUCAAGUCCCAAAGUGGCUUCUAGCCUGGCCAGCAGUGGAGGAUGAGUGGGGACCAUGCUCUUUGGUAAUAGGUCACGGUGCUACAGUCAAGUCAGCCAUCUUCUCGCCUGAUUCAAAAACCAUUGCAUCGAUAUAUGCGGAUAACACAAUCCGAAUUCUUUCAACGAAGACCGGUAAAUGCGAGCAUGUAUUAGCGGGGCAUUAUGGCGAAAUCCAGUCAAUCGUCUUCUCGCAAGAUUCCGAGAUCCUUGCCUCAUGCUCAACUGGUGGUACGGUACGAAUAUGGAAUCUGCAGACGGGAGACUGUGACGAAGUCCUGAAGUAUCCAUCACCUACGGGAAAGGCCUUUGCCUUCUCUCGAGACUCAAAGGUCUUGCUCACAGCAAGUGGAAACCAAUUCGUAAGAAUCUGGAAGACACAAACUUGGGAGCAUCUCAUUCUGAGUGGACAUGCAGGAGCGGUAAACUCAGCUGUCAUUUCACAUGACUCUAAGGUGCUAGCCACGUCCUCGGAUGAUGCAACAGUAAGACUAUGGAACACACAAACUGGCAGAUGCGAGAUAAUAUUGAAGGGCCAUACAGGCAAGGUCAAUAUAGCGGCCAUCUCGCCCGACAACCAAGUGCUUGUCUCUGCUUCUGUCGACCAAACCUUACGGAUCUGGGAUCUAGAUGCGAUUAAAUGCAAAAAGGUGCUCAGGGGCCAUGAUUGUGAUGUCCAAUUAGCGGUAUUCUCUCCUGACUCACGCAUGAUAGCUUCCGGAGAUGCUGAGGGCCGCAUAGGGAUCUGGGAUGCUUGGAACGGAGAAUUCAUGCACGAACUAAAAAGCUCGUAUGACGGGAAAUUCGAGUCGCUGAUGUUUUCAGAAGACGCGACAAAACUUAUUACCAUCCUUAGCACACGAACCGCUCUGAUACACGAUAUUCAGAGCAAAAAUUGUGAACCUGUCUUUGACUUCUCAUCCUCAAGUUCAAAUUGGUCAGUUGAGUUUUCUCAUGACUUGACAAUGAUUCUUACAGCUUCUUCGGACGACAAUACUGUCCGAAUAUGGGACCCUCACACUCAAAGAGAAGGCCUCAAAAGUGCCAAAAGAAGGAAUAACAAGGUCCUCGAAAUUGAAGCAUCACCAAAUGGGAGAUCAGUGGUAUUGUAUACGGUGGGCGGCCGUGAAGUUUGGUCUCGUCGCCGAAACAAAUUCGAAUGCCUGCUGGUAAGCGGCAGAGGAUUCAUCCAGUUCUCACCUGAUUUCGCCACGGUCAUUAUUUCCGAUGAAAGGUCUAUUACGAUGUGCAACGUGGAACCGGGGAACUACACUUGUUGCUUCGACAUUAGCAGCGUGGUUACGUUAUGCUUUUAUUCGGAGGAUUGCAAGACCCUGGUGACACACCACAAGGAUCGCACCCUCUGUUGUUGGCAUUUGGAAUAUCAUAACUAUAAACGCCUUCUAUGGAAACACUAUAUUGAUACUAAUCGAGGUUCCUUUGAUAGGCCAAGAAGUGGGGACGUUAUUCUUCACGGCAGCGUUGUUCAUGUGGUUAUACAUCCUCGCCAAAGGGUGCGUUCGUCUCCCACCUGGCCGGUUCUAAGACGGGAUCAUACGUGGAUCACGAUCGGCAACGAGAAAUUCUUCAAGCUCUCCCCAGAGUGUCUAAACGCCGAAGUCAGCAUAUGGGGGAGGAUAGCUGUUGUGGACUGUAUUUCUGGAAGACGUAUUAUUUCAAGCUUUGAUGUUGGUGAGGCUGGGCUGCCGCCGUCUUGCAAGGGAACGGAGGAGGGUAAGGAUGAUUUUGACCUUUAUAAAAUCCUUACGGAAGGGGAGAGGUAUCUAGAUGAUUCUGACUUUUACAAGAUACUGGAGUAUUCUUUUUGA
Fusarium proliferatum ET1 is the source of this 4668-nucleotide messenger RNA. RefSeq lists its product as uncharacterized. Gene Ontology annotation, molecular function: catalytic activity; protein binding. Gene Ontology annotation, biological process: nucleoside metabolic process. The record is from RefSeq and is a predicted model, not a curated record. Bases 1 to 4668 code for a protein of 1555 amino acids. Lineage: Eukaryota; Fungi; Ascomycota; Sordariomycetes; Hypocreales; Nectriaceae. The transcript has 4 exons.